UGCGACCGCGGCGGAGGCUCGGGCGCGCACGCUGCCCGCCGCGGCUCCGGCGGCGGCGCCGUUCCCCGGGCGCGCGGCUCCCCGACGCUCGGCUCGGGCGGCUCCCGGCGCGGCGGCCCCGCGUUCGGGUCCCCCCGGGCCCGCGGCUCCCGUCCCGGGCUGCGGGGCGCGCGGGUGGGCCGCUAGGAGCUAGGCCCCCCGGGGGCAGCGGCGGAGCAUGGCGCGGAGACCCGGCGCGCCGGCUGUCUACGGGGAGGACUUCUCCUUCGUCAGCCCGCUGGUGAAAUACCUGCUCUUCUUCUUCAACAUGCUGUUCUGGGUGAUCUCCAUGGUCAUGGUGGCUGUGGGUGUGUACGCCAGGAUGACGAAGCACGCAGAAGCAGCCUUGGCGUAUCUGGCGGUGGACCCCGCCAUCCUGCUGAUCGUGGUGGGCGUGCUGAUGUUCCUCCUCACCUUCUGUGGCUGCAUCGGAUCCCUGCGGGAGAACAUCUGCCUUCUGCAGACGUUCUCUCUCUGCCUCACCGUCGUGUUCCUGCUGCAGCUGGCCGCUGGCAUCCUGGGCUUCGUCUUCUCAGACAAGGCUCGGGGGAAAGUGAGUGAAAUCAUCAACAAUGCGAUUGUGCAUUAUCGAGAUGACCUGGACCUGCAGAACCUCAUCGACUUUGGCCAGAAGAAGUUCAGCUGCUGUGGAGGGAUCUCCUACAGAGACUGGUCCCAGAACAUGUACUUCAACUGCUCGGAGGAAAACCCGAGCCGCGAGCGCUGCUCGGUGCCUUAUUCCUGCUGCCUGCCCACCCCCAGCCAGGCCGUCAUCAACACCAUGUGUGGCCAGGGUAUGCAGGCUGUUGACUACCUGGAGGCCAGUAAGGUCAUCUAUACCAACGGCUGCAUUGACAAGCUGGUCAACUGGAUCCACAGCAACCUUUUCCUGCUUGGCGGUGUGGCGCUGGGCCUGGCCAUCCCCCAGCUGGUGGGGAUCCUGCUGUCCCAGGUCCUCGUGAAUCAGAUAAAAGAUCAGAUCAAGCUGCAGCUGUACAACCAGCAGCACCGGGCGGACCCGUGGUACUGAGAAGCCUCCCAGUGUCUCCUGACCGCUGCAGAGAGCAGAGGGUGCUGUUCGCAACCCCCAGCCAGGGCCCAGUGGAAAGAAGCCAACUCCAGAGGACAGGGCGCAAGAUGGCUCAGGACUCCCAAGGCUGUGCCUCAUCUCCCCGCCCUCGCAGCGGCAUUGUUCGAGAAUUGUCUUGUCCAGUUUCUAACUCUGAACAUUUGCGCGUUCUCUUGGGCAGAGAGUUGUGGCAGGCAGCCGGGGUACAGAAGGCUGUGGGGACGCCAGCCGCAUGCUUUCCCCAGGCACAACAGACCGCUCUGUUUGCUGAGCGAGGUGGACAUCCUGAGAGGCUGCUGCCAGGGUCCUGGUCUGUGGAGAGGACACUAGCGGCCCUGCCUGGAGCUCGGCUGCGCGAUCCCAGCUCCAGAGGGGCAGGGAGUGAAGCGGGCAGAGGGGAGUGAGCCCGGGGCUUGGACUGACAGCCGGGUACACGUAAGGAGUGGAGGGGGCUUGUUUACCAAAUGCUUGCCUUGCCCUCCUCCCAGGCAGUCAGGGGGAGCGGCCUCCUGUCCCUCCUUCAUUCCCAUGGAAACAUGGCAGCGGGCAAGGGGUACAGAGCAGCCACAUUCCUCCCUACCCUUCCCAAAAUGUUUGGCACCCUCUGCUCUGCGCUGGGCAGAGCUGGAGAAGCCUGCCCUCCCUCCGCAGCGAGCCGCGUUAACUUGGCUGAGGAGAGGUAGCGCCUCCACGCAUGCCCCGCCUCAGCGUUUCCCCGGCGUGGAAUCUGGCAGACGCUUGUUGACCUGGGCCAGCCACCAGUUCUCCACCGGCCCGCCUCCCGGGGAGACCCCCAGCCGCACAGCACCUCCCUGUUCCCGCCCAGGCCCCGGCUACGUCAGGGUCUCGCUCUCGGGGCUGAGAGGAGGAUUCCAGGUCCUGACCCCCAGAAGCAGCGUUGCUGCAUUUCCAACCCCGAGCUUAGUUUGCUUGCUUGCUUGCUUUUUGAUCCCAGCGGGUUGAAACUCACUUAGGACGGGGCGGAGAGCACGCCGCAUCACUGAGGAAGGCCGCGCCCAGCCUCGUCUUUGUCUGGAGGAGCUGGGUGCUGACGCCCAGCCCGCCUUCGGGAGCACCGGGCCAGCCUGGCGGCCUGUGCGGCUCCCUCGGCCCGGGCCGCUCUCCGAGGGCGGGCGGCUCCGCCACGUGGGUGGUCCCUACCCGGGACGAGGAGCCGCCCCCGCAGCCGGGGCCUUGGGCCGGGCUCUCUGACCUGGCCCGGGAGACUUGGGCUUCCUCCGCCGGCCUAUCCGCCUGCGAGGGCAAGAAGAAAUAAAGUCAUCGCGAGUGUAAAAA
This is a messenger RNA of Meriones unguiculatus (Mongolian gerbil), 2404 nucleotides long. It is a transcript of the gene Tspan33, whose product is annotated as tetraspanin 33. The record is from RefSeq and is a predicted model, not a curated record. The transcript has 8 exons. NCBI's taxonomy places the organism in Eukaryota, Metazoa, Chordata, Mammalia, Rodentia, Muridae. Gene Ontology annotation, cellular component: membrane. Bases 218 to 1069 code for a protein of 283 amino acids.